GCGACACAAGGGCUCGUGCGCUGGGGCUGAAAUCCUUCCAGUCUGCUCAACACAGCGACGUCUCCGCUCGCGGUUUCCCCUGGAUUUUAAGUCUUAUUACCACCUCAUAUCAUCACCGUGGGCUACCGGCAGACACAUUAAAAAGGAUGCAACAGGUUGGACUCAGUCCACUGAGAUGCUACUGAGCGAUGAGGAUGGGUCAGAGAAGGAAAUCACACCGGUGAGGCAAUCAAGCCGAACGCCAGCCCCCAUAAACCACUGCAGCUACACCAACUGACGCAGCCAUGCCCCGCCUGCCCUCCUGAUUGUCCUCCCCGACCUCUGCACCUUCCCUCGGUCACAUCAGUCACAGCAGCCCCAGCAACUCCCCGUCAAGUCAGCAUGGCUACACCCUUUCUGUGGAAGCUGUCGUCCCAGAAGCUGGGCUUUUUCCUGGUCAGCUUUGGGUUCAUCUGGGGCAUGAUGCUGCUGCACUUUACCAUCCAGCAGCGAGCCAGCCAUGAGAACAGCGCCGUACUGAGGCAGCAGAUCCUGGACCUCAGCAAGCGUUACAUCAAAGCCCUGGCUGAGGAGAACCAAAGUGUCAUGGAUGGGCCAUAUGUGGGUACCAUGACAGCUUAUGAUUUGAAGAAGACCCUGGCAGUGCUGCUGGAUAACAUCAUGCUGAGGCUUGGCAAGCUAGAGUCCAAGGUGGAAAACAUCUACAACGGCACGGGGGGCAACCUGACCAACGGCACCAGCACUGCAACACCCAGCGGCACAAACUCAGAGAAAGUAAACGUGGCAGACCUCCUGAAUGGAGCCCAGGAGAAGUGCGAGCUGCCGCCUUUGGAGGGUUUCCCUCACUGCGAGGGCAAGAUCAAGUGGAUGAGAGAGAUGUGGCGCUCAGACUCCUGCUACGGCAACUAUGGCGUGGAUGGAUCCACCUGCUCCUUUUUCAUCUACCUCAGCGAGGUCGAGAACUGGUGCCCACGCCUGCCCUGGAGGACAAAGAACCUGAAUGACGAAAUAGACAGGAGGGGACAGGCGGAGGUCCGGACCAGUUUCGAGGAGCUUUACCGUGUGAUGUCACAGCGCGAGGAGUUCCGCUGGAUGAUGCUGAGGAUCAAACGCAUGGCUGAGCCGUGGGUCAGCGCCAUCCGCUCGCUGGCUGCCAAGCAGAACCUGGCCAGGCGUCGGAGGAAGAAGAUCCUUGUGCACUUGGGCCUGCUGACCAAGGAGUCAGGCUUCAAAAUAGCAGAAAAUGCCUUCAGUGGUGGCCCGUUGGGCGAGCUGGUCCAAUGGAGCGAUCUCAUAACCACGCUGUACCUGCUGGGACAUGAUGUUCGCAUCUCCGCCUCCCUGGCUGAGCUCAAAGAGAUCAUGCGCAAGGUCAUGGGGAACAAGUCCAGUUGCCCAACCCAGGGUGACAAAGUGGUUGAGCUCAUCUACAUUGACAUUGUGGGCCUCACCCAGUUUAAGAAGACGCUGGGACCCUCCUGGGUCCACUACCAGUGCAUGCUGCGGGUGCUGGAUUCGUUCGGGACGGAACCAGAGUUCAACCACGCCCACUACGCACAGUCCAAGGGUCACAAGACACCCUGGGGGAAGUGGAACCUCAACCCGCAGCAGUUCAACACCAUGUUCCCUCACACCCCAGACAACAGUUUCCUGGGCUUUGUGGUGGAGCAGCACCUCAACGCCAGCGACAUCAGGCACAUCGAUGACAUCAAGAGGCAGAACCAGUCAUUAGUCUACGGCAAGGUUGACAACUUCUGGAAGGACAAAAAGAAAUACCUUGACAUCAUCCACAGCUACAUGGAGGUUCACGGCACAGUGCACGGUACCAGCACUGUGCACCUGCCAAGCUACGUCAAGAACCACGGCAUCCUGAGCGGCCGAGACCUCCAGUUCCUCCUCCGAGAAACCAAGCUGUUUGUGGGUCUGUCCUUCCCCUACGAGGGUCCCGCCCCUCUGGAGGCCAUCGCCAACGGCUGCGCUUUCCUCAACCCCAAAUUCAACCCUCCGAAGAGCAGCAAGAACACCGACUUCUUCAAGGGCAAACCCACUCUGAGAGAGCUGACCUCUCAACAUCCGUAUGCUGAGGUGUACAUUGGUGAGCCCCAUGUGUGGACAGUGGAUAUCGAGAACUCUGCAGAGGUGGAGAGGGCCAUCCGCUCCAUCCUCAGCCAGAAGAUUGAGCCCUACCUGCCCUAUGAGUUCACCUGUGAGGGGAUGCUGCAGAGAGUCAACGCCUUCAUUGAGAACCAGGACUUCUGCCACGGUCAGGUGAUGUGGCCUCCUCUCAGCGCCCUGCAGGUCAAACUGGCUGAUCCAGGCCGCUCCUGUAAGCAGGUCUGUCAGGAGGAGCAGCUCAUCUGCGAGCCGUCCUUCUUCCAGCACCUCAACAAGGACAAAGACCUGGCCAGGUUUGGCGUGGACUGUCAGACAGUGGAGUCCAGCGCCGACACGGUGGUCCCGGCCUACAGCGAAACUCGCCGCCACUGCAUCUUCCAGUCUGACCUGCUGCUGUUCAGCUGCGCUGGCGCCCACCAGUCACUGCGACGCAUCUGCCCCUGCCGUGACUACAUGAAGGGCCAGGUGGCGCUGUGCAAAGACUGCCUAUAGCACCAACACACAGGCUGAUGGGAGGGGGGGGGGGGCUGACAGAGGCUCUGGGGGGUUAAAUGAAGUUGGAGCAGCUUAACGUGUGUGUGAGUGUGUUUGAGAGACAUGCAGCUGUCGAACACACACAACAGACUUUUUCAUUCAUGGGACAGCGUAUGUUCAUCAUAUUUAUUGUUUCCUCCAGCUGCUGGAAGUGAAGCAGCCAAUCGGAACAUCCGUCAACCCUCUGAUUCACCAGCGGUGGCACCGCGACUCCUGGAAGCCGUGUAAAAUUACUUGAAUCAACAAAGGGAGUCAUCUUAGACUUACACACUGUAGCAGAUGAGCUCUCUGCUGCGUCCUUGGUAGACUGCACAUAUCAGUGACUGCCUGUUUGUCUUCAGGUUCAUCAGGGCAGCGAGGGACCAAGGAGACUCAGCCGCCACUUCCUGACAGCCGCCCCGCCCCCUCCAUCCAUCUCCUCUUGGUUUAAAUCUUAAAUUGUUUAUUCUUUAGGUAGGUUUGCACUGGACUGGCAUGCCUGAAGGCCCACACACACACACACACACACACACACACACACACACACACACACGGCCAAAAUGGCGGCUAAAGAAGAACCCAGUUUUACACUGUAACCAACUCGUUCCUGUCCUCCAGACAGAGGUGAUGAGAGUGGACAUGUAGAUAUCUAGAUUUUUAUUCUGGAGGUUUUAGAAUUUCCUGACACACACCCCAGACUUAAAGCGAUCCUCAUCCCCCCAUUGAAAGACAGGAAAGUCCAAGUUUCAUACGUUCACUUUUAAAUUGCACACUUGUUUUAAACAACUGAUGAUUUAUUUAACAGAGAGUUGAAAGUGUGUGUUUCCACAAGAGGCCAGUAGAGGAGUGUUUUUGUUUGACUGUUUCAGCACACCAUCCGGUACUACGCACACACCGAGAGGUGAGGAUCAGGGAGGGUUGUUCUCUGUAGCUGAAGCUGCUGCGUACAGGGUCGCCGUGUCGUAGGAUUUCGUGACAUUGUGUCGUAGAUGAUAGAGCGUCGUCAGUAGCAGUGGUAACAACUAGAUGCACCGCAGCCCAGGCGGGGAAGCCUUAACGCGUUUUCCAAAGACGCCAAAGCCUGCAGAGAAACAUGCUUGUCCGUGUCUUUAUGUACACAGAAAUACAAAAAAGCAGCCACGCUCAUUUCCCAUCAACGAGAUAAAAGCUGGAAAUCUUUUAAAGCAACCUGUAAGUAACAAAGACAUGCCAACGACGCGUUCUUGUAACGCAAAACCUCGCAACUCCAUUUCCUUUCCAUAAUUGUUAGGAUAAUAAUUUGCCUGCAGAUUUGCAAAGAAAAAAAUUCAGAUAAAAUUCGUAGUUCUUGUGUUGAAUGGAACAAAUGCACUACGGUAAUCUAUUCGCAGAGGUUUAACAAGAUAUUAGUAACACUGUAUAUUGUUCAUAUGGAUUUUAAAGUUUCUUUUUUAUUUAUUUUGUAUACAGAUCUUUAUCUCUGUGUUUGCUGGAAGUCUUUGUUUUUUUAUUUAUAGGAGGGUGUCUUUUUUUUCCUUUUAUAGAUUUUUAUUUAUGGAGAGUAAUUUAAAAAAAACAAACAAAAAAAGCUUGCUUGUCUUCAAGUGUAUGACUGAGAGUGGGAGGCUUUGUCCGCUUCUGUUCAGCUCUCAGCAGUGAUGUGGAGACAAGUUAUAUUUAGGGCCCAGACUCUGAGCCCAGAUGAACUGCUUUGCAUUUUAAAAGAUGAUGUUUAUCAAUUAGUAGAAAGAAAUUUGAUAUUUUAUUCCUUAAAAAGCUGAAGAAUUGCAUGAGGAUUGGUUUUAAAGUAAAAUCAUUUGUCUUAAAUUAUUUUAGUCAGGUUGUAACUGCAGAAGUCUUUUCAUCAUCACUGUUAAAUAAUACUGCACCCACAAAAUCAUCAUUUGUAUAGGAGUGAUUUGUUUUCCUCACAUGCCUCCACAGUAAACAGAAUCCAAAAAAGGCGAACAGUCUUCAUGAAUUGAAGAGAGACUGCGUUUAACAGCAAAACUACAUCCAAUCAUCUGAUUACAGACUUUCACACAACACAUGUAAUAUCCCAUUGUGUGCUCAGGGCUUCCCCAACACAUGCAUGUUUAAUAACAUUAGACAUGCAACAUUACAAUAUAAAACACUGCCACCUAGCAGUAGUGUGCCCUGAGCACAUGUGGACCCAGGCUGGAUAAGGUAAGGUACAACUUUAAUGUCCCCAUGGGGCAAUUUGAUUUGAUGAGACUGUUUGCACUGACAUGUUUUAAAUUAUAAUGUUUUAGUGACAGCAUGUGUCAGGGAGGCACUGAGCGUACGACUGGAGUCCUGAUUUCUUAUAUUUUCUCUUUUUUAUCUGGCUCUAUGUGAAGAAGCAAUCACCCCCUAAAUCACGAAUUAACUGUGAUUAACCACAUUUUUUGGAAAGCUGAGUUCAAUUUCACAAGCCACACCCUGGCCUGAUUACUAGGUGUGUGUCCCGUUACAUCCGGCGUAAAACUAACACAGCAUUAUGUAAAAAGAACAUCAUACCAACAGUCAAACAUGGUGGCGGUUGUUUGAUGGUCUGGGGCUGCUUUGCUGCUUCAGGACCUGGACCACUCGCUGUAACUGAUGGUACCAUGAAUUCUGCUCUCUACCAGAAAAUCCUGAAAGAGAAUGACCUCAAGCUCAAGCCAGUUGGGUUAUGCAGCAGGAUAAUGAUCCGAAACAGACCAGCAGGUCCACCUCUGAAUGGCUUAACAAAAAAAAAAAAAGAAAGAAAAAAAGGAGGUUUUGGAGUGGCCUAGUCAAAGUCCAGACUUAAAUCUGAUGUAAAAGACUCAUCGGCAGUUAGCGCAAAGGAUUGAUUGCAGUUGUUGUCGCCAAGGGUGGCGCAACCAGUUAUUAGGUUUUGGGGGCAAAUACUUUUUCACACAGGGCCACGUAGGUUUGGAUAGCUUUUUCCCUUAAUAAAUUAAAUUAUCAUGAAGUGUGACAAAUAAGCAAAAAAUUAAGAAAUCAGGAAGGAGGUAAAUACGUUUUCACAGCACUGUAUGUGUUGAUACAGUCUUACUGUUGUUAAACGCAGUCGUUCAUGAAGCACAUUGACGUUUUCUGGAUUUUCCGUUCGUCAUGGAGGCAUGAGUUCAAGAUAACUCCCAGUGAGUAAGUGAUUUACACAUGAUCGCUCUGCAGGUGAAGUACUCAUAAAGAUGGACAGCAGUGGACAAAACGCCUCGUGUUAUUGUGGACGCCAGCAGGAGCCUCAUACACUUUGUGCUUUGAUUUCCAAUCUCAGUUUUUCUGUUUGCACACGUGUAAAUUCAGCCUGAAUGACACCUGUACUUUGUCGCUGUGUCUGCUCAGACUGUUUUUAUGUUUUUUGUUUUUUUUACUUUUGUAAACAGGUCAGUGAUCUGCUGCCAAGUUAGUGUUUUAAAGAACAUGAUGUGCCUUUUCAUGGUUAACUUUGGUUCUGCUUCUGUUUCGUUAUCAGUGAGCUGUUUGGGCCUGACAGUUGGCCAUGGCGUGUCAGGUCAGCGUCACUUGAACCUUAAAAAAAAAAAAAAAAAGAAAAGAAAAA
Molecule: messenger RNA, 6160 nt
Organism: Epinephelus fuscoguttatus (brown-marbled grouper)
Lineage: Eukaryota; Metazoa; Chordata; Actinopteri; Perciformes; Serranidae
Gene: mgat5
Product: alpha-1,6-mannosylglycoprotein 6-beta-N-acetylglucosaminyltransferase
Exons: 17
Coding region: 382-2607 (741 amino acids)
Biological process (GO): protein N-linked glycosylation
Cellular component (GO): Golgi apparatus
Molecular function (GO): alpha-1,6-mannosylglycoprotein 6-beta-N-acetylglucosaminyltransferase activity
Source: RefSeq, a predicted model, not a curated record